CCUCCUGGUCUUGUGUUCCUUACAGCAUCUGUCUUCUCAAAGCCUUGCUCCAGUCUACAAAGAGGAUUCAGCACUUGAAGAAAAAAAAAAUGUGUGACCAGCAGAAGCAGCCCCAGUUCCUGCCAUGCUGUGUGAAAGGCUCAGCUUCAGGGCCCAUCCAAACUACCCAAGGCCCAGCUCCUUGCCAGGCACAGGUUUCCUAUGGGAGUGGACCAGAGCCAUGCCAGUCUAAGACUUCCUUUGUAAAAGGAGCCUCUUCUAUCUUGCAGAAAGGCCAAUCUAAGAGUUCUUGUGUGAAAUGUCCACCUCCAUGCCAGACUACUUAUGUCAAAUGCCCAGCUCCAUGCCAAACUACCUAUGUGAAAUGUGCACCUCCAUGCCAGACUACCUAUGUGAAAUGUCCAGCUCCAUGCCAAACUACCUUUGUGAAAUGCCCACCUCCGUGUCAGACUACCUAUGUGAAAUGCGCUCCUCCGUGUCAGACUGCCUCUGUGAAAUGUGCUCCUCCAUGUCAAACUACCUCUGUGAAAUGCCCAGCUCCAACCCAGGUACAAACCAAUGUCAAAUGCCCAGCUCCAUGCCAAACGCAGUCUUCUGUCAAAUGCCCAGCACCUUGCCAGACACAGACUUACUACGUGCAGGCUCCCUCUGUCCAGUACUUGGCACCACAGUACAUGGUGCCAUCUUCCUACUAUGUUUCCAAUUCCUGUGGCACCACUUCCUGCCCCACGGCUCCGAUAAGCUUUGGAGUGAGGCCUUUGAGGCGCUGGAUUCGUGGGCCCCAGUGCCGUGAAAGAAACAUAGGCUGUUGUGAGAAUUCUGGCUGUUGUGAGGAUUCUGGCUGUUGUAGCUCUGGCUGUUGUAGCUCUGGCUGUUGUAGCUCUGGCUGCUGUUUGGGAAUCAUUCCCAUGAGAGCCUGUGGCCCUGCCUGCUGUGCCAAUGAUGAAGAUGACUGCUGCUGUUAGGAUCCAACCUUCACUGCCAUCUCCUUCUGCUAUGUCCCUAUUCUCUACCAGCUGGCUCUUGCUCCACAAGAGUAAUCCUGGUCCUCUCAUCCUCAGUCCUACCCAGUGAUCCUGAAACCACAAUGGUUGGAAGGAGAAAGGGAAUAAGAAACUCCUAACAUGUUCUCUGUGCCAUGCUUGCUUCUUUUAAAAGGCUGCCUGCUAGAGUUAGAUCAAAAUAACAAAAACUUGUGCAACAAUAAAACUGAGAAUGCAACUUA
Vombatus ursinus (common wombat) is the source of this 1225-nucleotide messenger RNA. It is a transcript of the gene KPLCE, whose product is annotated as chromosome unknown C1orf68 homolog. The record is from RefSeq and is a predicted model, not a curated record. NCBI's taxonomy places the organism in Eukaryota, Metazoa, Chordata, Mammalia, Diprotodontia, Vombatidae. The transcript is spliced from 2 exons. The coding region runs from base 90 to 965 and encodes 291 amino acids.